UUUUUUGGAAGUCGGUCAGGAGAAAGGAUAACUCACAGCAUGGAGGGAGGGCGGAGGAGUAAGACCCAAAUCAUUUCAACGUUAUAUAAGCAGUUGGCAUGCUGCUUGCGUUGUAUUCAUGCAUGCUGAGGCCAUACAACACAUACAAUGGGUUGUAGGGGUGGAAUAGGAGCCAUUUUCAAGAGAUUCAAGCCACACCUUCUCAUGGUUUUCGCUCAAUUUGGCUACACAUUCCUUUACUUCCUCUCAGAAGCUUCUUUUAAACAUGGAAUGAAUCCUCACGUUUAUGUCACCUACAGACACCUUGUAGCUGGUGUUGUCAUGUUUCCUUUUGCCUAUUUCCUUGAGAAAAAAACAAGGCCAAAGCUCACACUCGCAUUGUUUUUGGAGAUAUCUGUACUCUCACUUUUUAUGGUCAGCUUAACACUAAACAUGUACUUUACGAGCUUAAGAUACACAUCUCCGACGUUCGUGGCAACCAUAGUCAACACCAUCGCUUCACUGACAUUUUUAAUGGCAGUCCUUCUCAGAUUGGAGAGCCUGGAUUGGAACACACGUGGGAUGGCAAAGGUUGUUGGGACCCUGAUUUCAUUGGCAGGUGUGAUGGUCAUGACACUAUAUCGAGGACAUGUUUUUAAGAAUUUAGGAGAUGCUCUUAUUCACAUCCAAGGAAGUACUACCAUCCACGAAAAUUGGAUAAAGGGAUCCAUUCUUACAGUCUCAAGCUGCAUCACAUGGGCUUUAUCGUACAUCAUGCAGGCAAUCACAUUGAAGAAAUAUCCGGCCCAUAUUUCACUAACAACGUGGAUGAGCUUCGUUGGUGGGGCCCAAUCAGCUGUUUUCACAGCAUGCAUAGUACACGAACCCAAGGCGUGGGCCGUUGGAUUCAACAUCGACCUCUUGAAUAUCCUAUAUUGUGGAAUAGUAGUAUCGGGUUUAAUAUACUACAUACAACUAUGGUGCAAUGAAGAAAAAGGACCCGUUUUUAUACCCAUGUUCUACCCUCUUUCUACCAUAUUCGUCGCAAUAAUAGCAUACUUUGUUCUUGGUGAGAAACUUAGCACAGGAAGCAUAUUGGGAGGUGUUAUUAUCAUAAUUGGACUCUACUUGCUAUUGUGGGGCAAAGAAGGAGAUCAUGUGCACCAGAUGAAGUCUCAAGAGCCCUCCUCCUUAUCUUGUGAAGAACCAAAGGAAGGAACCCAUGAUAAAAGCAUUCACUUAGGUGGAGAAGGAGAUAACUUGAAGACAUCCCUGGAGGUCUAAAUAUUGCCGUACUGCAAGGGAAAAUUAUCAAAAUCUAUAUGAUAAUUGAUCAUCUACAGCAAGUGGCACCAUAGCUUGUCAUGCAGGCAUGUCUUUGCCAAUGACAUGCUGCUUGCAUUGGACAUCAGAGUCAUGCUAAUAAUGGGCCUCAUUAUAAAGAUCUCUUAUAUCCAAAAAUCAAUUAUAAUCUGCACAUCAAAUGGGCCACAACUAAAUUUUGAAUCCUGACCCUAGUUUACAUUUUUUUUCUAAUGAUGUGGCCCACCUGAUGAUGGGACUGGCUUGUUUUUGUCCUCACUGAUCUUCACAGUGGGGCUUAAAGUUAGCAUGGUAUAAUUGUCCUACUCAAGUACAAAGUUGGUAGGAAAACAUGCCUUCGUGACAAGUUAUGGUCUAUCUAUAGAUGAUCAAUAUCCAUUGGGUAAUGUAAGAAAUUAGUUGUAUCACUAAACAGCUAUGUAUCAAAAAA
Magnolia sinica is the source of this 1732-nucleotide messenger RNA. RefSeq names its product WAT1-related protein At4g08300-like. The record is from RefSeq and is a predicted model, not a curated record. Lineage: Eukaryota; Viridiplantae; Streptophyta; Magnoliopsida; Magnoliales; Magnoliaceae. The coding region runs from base 148 to 1263 and encodes 371 amino acids. Gene Ontology annotation, cellular component: plasma membrane. Gene Ontology annotation, molecular function: transmembrane transporter activity. The transcript is spliced from 7 exons.